Stegodyphus dumicola is the source of this 2344-nucleotide messenger RNA. Its product is annotated as P protein-like. The record is from RefSeq and is a predicted model, not a curated record. Gene Ontology annotation, biological process: transmembrane transport. Lineage: Eukaryota; Metazoa; Arthropoda; Arachnida; Araneae; Eresidae. Gene Ontology annotation, cellular component: membrane.
CUAUCUUUCCCAUUUUCAUCAGACGCUUUACCUCCAAACAUGAGUGAUUAAGAUAGGUAUAUGCUCAUUUAUACAAACUGUGUAUUCCUUGUGAAAUUUAGGAAUACUGUUUAAGAGACUAAUAAUAGAUUCUUGGAUACUUGGAAAAAUGGAGGAUACUAAUAAUAAAAUGAAAAUGAGCAUCGAAGAAAAUACAAGCAGCAGAAGUGACACCAGCAGUAGUGAUACCUUCCAGCCUCUUUCCAAGUCAGAAUCCCCAACAAUCUUUUCAGACCCGAAAAUGGCGGGAAUAUUUACAGGAGCAAUCCGUAAAAUGACCAGCGGAAGUAGCACCGGAAGUUCAGAGAACACACCCCUGCUGAAUGGAAGUCAAGAGGGUCCAUGUUACGCAUAUUCAUUCGUAAACAACAGUGGAGAACCGGGUGUGGAGGCAUCUCAGUCAUCCCUUCGCUCGAGUGACACCCAAAAUGAAGAAAAAAAGAAGCUGCCUUCUAUCCUCAAAAAUGCAAAACUGGUAGUUAUUAUGGCUGUGAUGAUUUUCUGUGUGGUAUCACUAUGCUUUUUCAAAGUUCAUGAAGGUACAUGGAAUACAGUUGCUUUUUACAGUGGCCAGCCGGCUUAUCUCAAUGUCACAGAACAGAUAACUUUUCCCAAAGAGAUUGUCCACUUGGUUGUCAAAGGGCCUUUUCUUCCAGGAGAAUAUUACAGUCUCACUCGAGAUUUUGUUCGCUUUCAGCUUUACAAGAUUUCUGAAAACGGAACGCGUGAAAGAAUAUCCAAAACUUGGACAGUUCUAUUGUCACCCGAAAGCCAUGAAAAUAACAUAGAUUCCAUUGCUGUGGCCCAUGAUUUCAACCUAGGACCUCAUGAUAAAGCUGAGAGCAAAACCUAUCAACUCGUCAUCAGCACCAAUAGGUAUGAUAACUAUGUUUCAAUGUCCGUUAAUCUGUCGGUACGUCCCAAACUUCCAAUCGGCCAAGUGAUCGUAGCUGUUUGCGUUCUUAUAGGUCUUUAUAUUCUCAUCAUAUUUGAGCUGGUGCAUCGAACUUUAGCAGCAAUGGUAGGAGCUACUACAGCAAUUUCUUGUCUAGCACUCUUUGGUGAACGACCAUCGUUAGACGAAGUUUUGAGCUGGGUAGACGUAGAGACACUGAGCCUUUUGUUUGGGAUGAUGGUUUUGGUGUCAAUUUUAUGCGAAACUGGGUUUUUUGACUAUGUAGCUGUCUUGACUUACAGAAUCGCUCGCGGUAAGGUAUGGCCUCUGAUUACAGGAUUAUGUCUAGUCACAGCAGUGUUAUCAGCCUUCUUAGAUAACGUUACAACGACUCUUCUGAUGUCUGCUGUAGCAAUUAGGUUAUGUGAAGCUAUGAAUAUCGACCCUAAACAUAUGCUAAUAAGUAUGGUUAUUUUCUCCAAUAUUGGAGGAACAGCGACACCUAUUGGAGAUCCUCCGAAUGUUAUAAUUAUUUCGAACAAGAAGAUCUCAGCUGCUGGUAUUGGCUUCAGCAGCUUUACAGUCCACAUGCUUCCAGCAGUUGUACUUUGUCUUGCGGCAACCUACAUACUUAUACGAAUCAUGUAUAGAGAUAUGUCCACUCUGAGGUUUAGUGAGCCCCCAGAGGUCGUAGAAUUGAAACAUGAAAUAGAAGUUUGGAAAAAGGCUUACAGCUCUUUAUCCGGGUAUUCAAGAGAUGAAGACACCGUGCGAGCCAUCUUGAGACGAAAAAUUACGGUACUUGAAACACUACUUAGGAAGAAACUCUAUGAUUCCAAAAUUUCGGAAGAUGAUUACAAAGCAAGUUUAAAAGAGUUGACUUCAACGUUUAAGGUGAAAAAUUCUUCUCUCUUGCUGAAAUCUGGAAUUGUGAUUGGAAUUGUGAUUAUUUUCUUCUUCUUGGAGAGUAUUCCUCAACUGAAUCUCAGCAUAGGUUGGAUAGCAAUAUUAGGUGCCAUUUGCUUGCUCGUUCUGGCAGAUUUUGAUGAACUUGAAAGUGUUUUGAACAGGGUUGAGUGGUCAACACUUUUGUUCUUUGCAGCUCUUUUCGUAGUGAUGGAGGCGCUGUCAAGACUUGAGUUAGUAUGGUACAUUGUCAACAUGACUCAAGAUGCUAUUAACGCCGUAGAAGAGGAACACCGUCUGCUAGUGGCUGUCGUUCUUGUGCUUUGGAUAUCAGCAUUAUCUUCGAGCAUUAUUGAUAAUAUUCCAUUUACAACAGUCAUGAUCCAAGUCGUAACCGAUAUAGCUAACAAUGCGGAAAUGAAAUUACCACUUCAACCACUUGUAUAUGCGUUAGCAUUAGGAGCUUGCCUAGGAGGUAAUUUAUUUCUCUGUGCAACAGUUUAA